Molecule: messenger RNA, 2262 nt
Organism: Zingiber officinale
Lineage: Eukaryota; Viridiplantae; Streptophyta; Magnoliopsida; Zingiberales; Zingiberaceae
Product: zinc finger MYM-type protein 1-like
Exons: 4
Coding region: 1-2262 (753 amino acids)
Molecular function (GO): protein dimerization activity
Source: RefSeq, a predicted model, not a curated record
AUGGAGUUCGACUUAGUGGAUGAAACACGAGCAAAAGCAGUUGUUCGACUAAUGGCGUACCGACAACGGAUGAAGCAGAACUACAACCUGAGGGCAAUCCUGAGUUCCUUCCAAAUCGGCGAUCUCGUAUGGAAAAAAGUGAAAUUAAUAUUUAGGCUUCUAGCAAAUAUGCCUCCUAUAAGAAAACAAUUGUCUGGAGCAGAAAAAAGGAAGAAAAAACAAAAGGAAGAAACUUUAAUUCAAAGCCAAGCAGGAAGUCUUAAUAAGUAUUUCACUAGCAGCCAAAAAGCAGAGCAAAUAGAAUUAGUAGAACAAAUGAAUCAGGAUGACACUGAUAAUAAGUUGAAUGAUCAAGAACAUAGUGAAUUGAAUGAACUUCACAAUAAAGAUCCAAAAGAAUCUGAAAAAGAUAAAGGUGAAGCCAGUAUGCCUAAAAAUGACAGUGAUGAAGACAUAAAUCAAGAGAUCUUGUUUCCUUUAAAUGUUGAUGAUCCAGGAAAUUGGGACAAAAUUCCAAAUAUUAGGGACUUUCUAGUUGAAAGAGGUCCUAAAAGAGAUGAUGGUAUUUUGUUUCCUCUUGAUAAUACCGGAAGACACUUCAAUCCAUCACAUUAUAAGAGGCAGUUGUCAAAUGGUGAGAAAAGUGAUAGAAGAUGGUUAGUGUAUUCUAUUUCAAUGGACAAGGUCUUCUGUUUCUGUUGCAAAUUAUUCAAGACUCAAAGAACCACAAUGAAACUUGGUCAUCUAGUUGAUGAAGGAUACAAAGAUUGGAAGAAUAUCAGUCGAUGUCUCAGUCUUCAUGAAACUAGUAGAGAUCAUAUUGAUUGCAUGACUAGUUGGAUCGAAUUAGAAACAAGACUUCGAAAGAAAAAAACAAUUGAUGAAAAUAUGCAAGUAGCAAUUAACAAAGAGAGAGAACAUUGGAAACAAGUAUUGAAAAGAAUAAUUGCAGUUGUGCAAAGAAUUGCAAAAAAUAAUUUGGCACUCCGGGGAGAUAAUGAGAAGCUUUAUGUUGAGAAUAAUGGAAUCUUUUUGCAGCUAAUUGAAAUGAUUGCUGAAUUUGAUCCAAUAAUGGAGGAACACCUUCGGCGUGUUCAAGAAAAACAGAUUCAUUACACUUAUCUUGGGCCCAAAAUCCAAAAUGAAUUGAUACAGAUGUUGGCGGCUGAAGUAAGAAAUUCAAUUGUUGCAAAAAUUAAACAUGCAAAGUAUUUCACUGUCAUACUUGAUUGUACUCCAGAUGCAAGUCACGAGGAGCAGAUGUCCCUUGUAAUUAGAUGUGUGGAUGAUUCAGAAAAUGCAAUAGCGAUUGAAGAAUUUUGGAUAGGAUUUUUAAAAGUUAAUGAAACUUCAGGGCUUGGGCUUUUUACAGAGCUUAAAAAUAUUUUGAGCAAUCUCGAACUUGACAUUGAUAAUAUAAGAGGUCAAGGGUGGCAAAUCUUCAAAGAUCAUGUGCAAGGUCUUACAGUCAAGCCAUUAUCACAAACACGAUGGGAAAGCCAUGUUGAAAGUGUGAAGCCCAUAAAAGAUCAAACUUCAAAAAUACGAGAUGCUUUAAUUGAUUUAGCAAACAUUUCUGAUGACUCAAAAAUAAAGAGCGAAGCUGAGGGUUUGGCAUCAUUCGAACUUGAGAAAAAACGCAUCAUUCGAAGAAAGAGACAAUUUGAUGAAAUCAACAGGGAAGAGGUAGCCCAGUCUCCUAAAGAAUCUUUUCGAGUUAAUUACUUCUUAUUUAUAAUUGAUCAAGCACUUUCUUCACUUCAAACUCGGUUUGAACAAUUUCAAAAAUAUGAAGAAACAUUUGGAUUUUUAUUUAGUUUGGAGAAAUUGAAGUCUAUUGAUGAUGAUGGUCUCUUGCACUCAUGUGUCAAUCUUCAAGACUCUUUAACACAUGAUGGUCACUCCGAUGUUGAUGGAUCAGAUUUAUAUCUAGAACUAAAGUUGUUAAGACACUCUUUACCAAGAGAUUCAAAAAGAGCAAUUGAUGUGCUAAAUUAUUUGAAGAAAAUGGAUGGUUGUUAUCCAAAUGCUUAUAUCGCUUAUCGAAUUUUGCUGACUAUACCAGUUACAGUUGCAUCUGCCGAAAGGAGUUUUUCCAAGUUGAAAUUGAUCAAAACUUAUCUCCGAUCAACUAUGUCACAAGAAAGACUAAAUGGCUUGGCUAUGUUAUCUAUCGAGAAAAAAGUGGUUGAGAAAGUUGAUUAUGCAAACUUAAUUAAUACUUUUGCUUCUAGAACUGCGAGGCGAGCAAUUUUCAAGUGA